Molecule: messenger RNA, 411 nt
Organism: Penicillium roqueforti
Lineage: Eukaryota; Fungi; Ascomycota; Eurotiomycetes; Eurotiales; Aspergillaceae
Gene: ccpA
Product: protein ccpA
Exons: 2
Coding region: 1-411 (136 amino acids)
Source: RefSeq, a predicted model, not a curated record
AUGCACUUCUCUAAGACCCUUGCCACCGCGGCCACCUUUGCCAUGACUGUAUACGCCGGCUUCCCUGUCGCCAGCGUUAGUUUCCUCUCAUGGGAGAAGUGCGACAUUGGCCGCCCCGCACUCGGCGAGGCCAAGUUCUCCGCCGAUGUGAGCGUCACUCCUGUGACAUGCGACAAGACCCCUGUCAACCGUGACUGGAGCAUUGACAACUAUUCCUUCCGCGCUCGCUUGGAUACCAAGGACACCGUUUUCUGCCACGGCGUGACCAUCUGGAACAACGAUGGCUGCUCUGGUGAGCCUGUGUACUUCCUGCCUUUCGAACACAGCCCCUUCGCCGAGGGCCAGUGUCUCCCUGACAUCCUCCAGCCUGGCUAUGUCUCUUUCAAGCUGGCUUGCGAGGGUUUCCCCUAG